CUCCGGGCAAUGCGGGGCGCGGGGCGGGGGGCGCAGAGAGGAGCUGGUGGGUGAUGGGAAGUGCAGUGACAGCAUAACCAUGUCUGGUAAAUAGAGCCGGUUGGUAGGACCCAUAUCACUUGCGACGGCCGGGCAGCGUUCCCCCCUCCGGCUCGGAAUGAAAACGGCUUUUCGGCAGAGAAGGGCUUUUCCGCCUCCCUGGGGCCGUGGGCUGCCGGGGUGACCCCGCUCUUAGGAGGGAGGAAGCCAAGAUCUGGGGCAGCAGCCUACUCCCCACCCCCAGUGUUUAGGUUCCAGUGUUUUCCGAAGGAGAUGGAGCCUAGGAGCUCCCUCGGAUCCUAGGGGCAAAACAGCUGGGCUGCGCUCAGGCCCGACGCUAGAGCCCCCUCCGGAUCGGGCAGGAGGGGGUUAAGGUGGCGCUGGCUGCCGCGGCCAGCUGGUGGGUCUGAUCCACUCGCUCCGAGCCGAGCGCGGAGCGCGCCCGGCGGAGUCCCGGCCGGAGCCCGGGGCGAUGGGGAGAGGCCCCGGACCCCUCCCCGCCCUGGGGCCGGCAGGAUUGGGCCGGCAGGGGGCCAGCCCGGAAGCCGGCUUCCUCCAGGCUCCCCCCUCUCGCUGCUGCCAAGCCGCCUCGAAGCCAGGCUGACUGAGCCUUGGUUCUGUGCUCACUGCCGAGGAGACGACGUGAGGGAUUUUGUCUUGGGGAGAAAUCGGUGGUCGAGCGCCUGCCCAGUUCAAAUGCCACCGCGCCCGGAGGGAGGCCUGCAGUUUAGGGAUCCCUGAGGGAGAGCAACGUCACACCUCCUGAGGACAGCCAGGAGGACUCUGGCUUUUGCUGAGCAUUGCAUCUUGCCUCCUUCCUUUCAAAGGCUCCAGACCCAAUCUCGGCUGUCCUCGAGUCCUGCGUGCCCUUGACCAGGCAUCCCACUGCCCCUCCAGCCCAGCCCAGCCCUGGAGCUCACCUCCAGGACCUGGAGCCUACCCUCCUGCCCAGAAUGACUCACCAUUAUUUCUAGCUCAAGUGAGAAGACGUGAUGGGGAAUCAGACUGCCUGUUUGUGUAUCUAGGAUUCCUGCAGCAUCAGAUCAGUUCUGCAAGGAAGAGAGCUGCAGAUUCCUGCCUUGUCAGCCAAGCGGGGCUAUCUCUCUGGCUCUCAGAGAGACCUGGGGGCUCCCCUGCAGGAGUGCAGGCCGAUGCUGCUGUGUUUCCUGGGGCCGUAAGCAGCGCCCUGAGCUCCCUGCCGCCAGGCAGCUAGAAGGCGUAGCGAGAGGCGCUUCUCUUGGUUCCAAUUAUGACAGUGGCCACCGGAGACCCAGUGGAUGAGGCCGCUGCCCUCCCUGGGCACCCGCAGGACACCUAUGACCCAGAAGCAGACCACGAAUGCUGUGAGAGGGUGGUGAUCAACAUCUCAGGGCUGCGGUUUGAAACCCAGCUAAAGACCUUAGCCCAGUUUCCAGAGACCCUCUUAGGGGACCCAAAGAAGCGGAUGAGAUACUUUGACCCUCUCCGGAAUGAGUACUUUUUCGAUCGGAACCGCCCAAGCUUUGAUGCCAUUUUGUACUACUACCAGUCUGGGGGCCGGUUGAGGCGACCCGUGAAUGUGCCCUUAGAUAUAUUCUCCGAAGAAAUUCGGUUUUAUGAGCUAGGAGAAGAAGCAAUGGAGAUGUUUCGGGAAGAUGAAGGCUACAUCAAAGAGGAAGAGCGUCCUCUACCCGAAAAUGAAUUUCAGAGACAGGUGUGGCUUCUCUUUGAAUACCCAGAGAGCUCAGGGCCUGCCAGGAUUAUAGCUAUUGUAUCUGUCAUGGUGAUCUUGAUCUCAAUCGUCAGCUUCUGCCUGGAGACAUUGCCCAUAUUCCGGGAUGAGAAUGAAGACAUACAUGGCAGUGGAGUGACCUUCCAUACCUAUUCCAAUAGCACCAUCGGGUACCAGCAGUCCACUUCCUUCACCGACCCUUUCUUCAUUGUAGAGACCCUCUGCAUCAUCUGGUUCUCCUUUGAGUUCUUGGUGAGGUUCUUUGCCUGUCCCAGCAAAGCCGGCUUCUUCACCAACAUCAUGAACAUCAUUGACAUUGUAGCCAUCAUCCCCUACUUCAUCACCCUGGGAACAGAGCUGGCUGAGAAGCCAGAAGAUGCUCAGCAGGGCCAGCAGGCCAUGUCACUGGCCAUCCUUCGAGUCAUCCGGUUGGUAAGAGUCUUUAGGAUUUUCAAGUUGUCCAGACACUCCAAAGGUCUUCAGAUUCUAGGUCAGACCCUCAAAGCCAGCAUGAGAGAAUUAGGCCUCCUGAUAUUCUUCCUCUUCAUCGGGGUCAUCCUCUUCUCUAGUGCUGUCUAUUUUGCAGAGGCCGAUGAGCGAGAGUCCCAAUUCCCGAGCAUCCCGGAUGCCUUCUGGUGGGCAGUCGUCUCCAUGACAACUGUAGGCUAUGGAGACAUGGUUCCAACUACUAUUGGGGGAAAGAUCGUGGGUUCCCUAUGUGCAAUUGCAGGUGUGUUAACCAUUGCCUUACCUGUCCCCGUCAUAGUGUCCAAUUUCAACUACUUCUACCACCGGGAGACAGAGGGAGAGGAACAGGCCCAGUACUUGCAAGUGACGAGCUGUCCAAAGAUCCCAUCCUCCCCUGACCUAAAGAAAAGUAGAAGUGCCUCUACCAUUAGUAAGUCUGACUACAUGGAGAUCCAGGAGGGGGUAAACAACAGUAACGAGGACUUUAGAGAGGAAAACUUGAAAACAGCCAACUGCACUUUGGCUAAUACAAACUAUGUGAAUAUUACCAAAAUGUUAACUGAUGUCUGAUUGAACCCUAUUCACAUACUCACAGCUCAAUGGAACUAAUGCAGAUAUUGCAUAAUAGCCUGCAUUGUAGUCAGUGUGUUCUACAGUGUGUUUCUGGUUCUGCAUGGAAAGCAAUAGUCGUGCAAGUGACUUUUGAUCUUUUGAUUUUUGAUUUAGAACACAGAAUAUGUAUCCAUGGCUUUCAUGCAAAUCUUCCUCACCGGCUUAGGGGUUUCCAAAGAUGGGAGUCACCUAUGGAAGCCAGGAUUUCAGAAGGACACAUUGAGGCCACCUCAUAGCAAAUACAGAACCUACCACAUCAGUGUCACCUUUUCUUCCUAAUGAAAUGCACAUGGCAUCUCGGAGAUGCAAUUCCCCCCCACACCCCACUUGAGCCUACCUCCCCCUUCACAGAGGAAAACCACGGUAGCUUAGCUUUAAAGUUCUGGUAAUUAUUCGAAAGGUCUUUCCCAUUUUUGCAUCGAAAAGAACACACAGUGCUGUGUGUUGGAAUUACUUUCUGUGUCACAGGCUGGGGGGUUGUGAAAUGCAGUUGCCAAGCAGACGCUCCGGAGGCUUGUGUUUCAUAACGGAAAA
Molecule: messenger RNA, 3364 nt
Organism: Orcinus orca (killer whale)
Lineage: Eukaryota; Metazoa; Chordata; Mammalia; Artiodactyla; Delphinidae
Gene: KCNA2
Product: potassium voltage-gated channel subfamily A member 2
Exons: 3
Coding region: 1289-2788 (499 amino acids)
Biological process (GO): protein homooligomerization; potassium ion transmembrane transport
Cellular component (GO): dendrite; membrane; voltage-gated potassium channel complex
Molecular function (GO): delayed rectifier potassium channel activity; protein binding
Source: RefSeq, a predicted model, not a curated record